GCAAGAAUUAGUCGCCCUUCAUUUUCUGUUAACUGUAUCAAAAUCUAUAUUGGAUAUUCCAUCUGAAUUUCUAGGUCCCAUUGUUUGAUUAGGGGAUUUCGGGUUUAGGGUCCCAAUCCUUUUUUGUUAUUCAAUUCAACUUCCUAGGCCUUCAAUAUUGGAAGUUUGAGAAUUUGCCAUUUUCACAUGUUUGUUGUGCUCUGAUGAUCUUCUAGGUUUCUCUUUUGUUGCUUUCAGUGCUGGUUUUCUCUUAAUGUUUGUUCUCCGUUGAUUUCGCCUUGUUGGGAGAAUCCCACUACAUCAUUGGGUGCUUGUUUGUAUUUAUCUCCCUUUGCAACAUUUAUGAAACAAACAAGGCAUCUGGGUUUCUUGACACACAUGCUGCUUGGCCCGCAAGAUGGACAACAUUGUGGAUUCUCUAAACAACGCAUACCAAGAGUUUGUCGUUGCUGCAGCUAAUGUGCUCGAGGCCAAGGAAACUUCUGGCGGCCAAAAAACAACAGCUACGGAUACUGCUCUAGAGAGCUUUAAGCAGAAGUGGGAACUUUUCAGAGUGACUUGUGAUCAAGCAGAGGAGUUUGUGGAGUCUGUGAAGCAACGGAUUGGCUCAGAGUGUCUGGUGGAUGAGGCAACCGGCCCUGUGGUAGGGAAGUCUGGGCAGACUACGACAACUGGUCUCCCGCCAAUCAGUGCAGUUCGAUUGGAACAGAUGAGUAAAGCUGUUCGUUGGCUUGUCAUAGAACUUCAACAUGGUUCUGGAACAGCUGCUGGUUCAGCGCACACUCAUCAAUCAGCUCCCUUCGAUGCUAGAUUCUCUGAAGAUUCAGCUCCAUAGAUAUCAUCUUUGGAACACCAGGUCAAUAAGACGGUAUAUGCAACCUGAGGAAUGUUAAACAUGCUGUCUGCAGUUUAAAGACUGUAGGAUUCUGCUGUGUUUGGGUGAUAUCAGUCGUACGAGGUUCCAUAUUAUUUCUGCUUCAGCAGUUGCGCUUUUGUGGGAAGCAAUAUGCAAAUCAUUUGUGGUUCCUGUGUAAUCUGUCACUGCCCAUAGUAUUGUUGCCUAAUGUACGCUUACACCUACAAUAGACUAUUUCUAGGAGACUUUUAACUUGUAAACAGCUGAUCAACAGCCAAGAGCCAAGAGCAGUGCUUUUGUUGAAGUCAUGUAUUUACUGCUUUUUCUUUGUAAUUGUAGGAAUGAUGCUAAUCUCAAUAAGUCCAUCUUGAAAAACAGAAAAAAUGCAUUAUGAAUUCAUGAUCAA
Messenger RNA from Rosa rugosa (rugosa rose), 1262 nucleotides. RefSeq names its product mediator of RNA polymerase II transcription subunit 32. Bases 398 to 835 code for a protein of 145 amino acids. Gene Ontology annotation, biological process: leaf senescence; cold acclimation; root development. Lineage: Eukaryota; Viridiplantae; Streptophyta; Magnoliopsida; Rosales; Rosaceae. Gene Ontology annotation, cellular component: mediator complex. The record is from RefSeq and is a predicted model, not a curated record. The transcript has 3 exons.